This is a messenger RNA of Cercospora beticola, 1413 nucleotides long. RefSeq lists its product as uncharacterized. Lineage: Eukaryota; Fungi; Ascomycota; Dothideomycetes; Mycosphaerellales; Mycosphaerellaceae. The record is from RefSeq and is a predicted model, not a curated record.
AUGUCUCCCAUCGGCCAGAUUUUGGUCUGCGUGCUGGGUUGGGCGCAAGCUGUGCGGAGUCAGAGAUGCAAUACACUACCACAAAAUGAAUAUGCUCAGGCUUCACCAAGCAGUCAAGGCUUUGACUCUGCGAAACUGCAAGAUGCGUUGAACUACGCCUCGGUCAUGGGAUCGUCUUCGAUCAAAGUCUUCCGACACGGCUGUCUUGUUGGCUCAGGACUGCGCGAUCCUCUCCUCGAAAGAGUACCAGAACUCAACGCGGGCCAGACCAAGACCGUUAUCGCCUUGCUGGCCGGAAUUGUGGCAGGUCGAGGUUGGGUCGAUAUUGAUGCGCCCAUCGAUCAAUAUGUCGAGCCUGGCUUGGGGGAUGCUGCUCACAGGAAUCGAACUCUGCGAAACUUCAUGAACUUGGUCGCCGGCCAGAGAGUCAACCACGUCACGGGACUCAAUCUCUUCGCCGAUAUUUCUCGCUAUCGCGAAUACUUCUCCACAGAGCUACUCCGACCUGCUGGAGAGUAUUACGAGUUCGAUGAGAUUACCCCUUCGGUGGUUACUCCUAUCUUGGAACGCCAGGUCCAGCUCAACACGGGCACCAACGUAGAUUUCCAGGAUUUUGCUCAGACGGAGCUGUUCAACAAGCUGGGAAUUCCACGCUCAGCUUAUUUUUGGCAAAAAGAUCGCGCUGGUGACACCACAGGAUACUCCGGACUAUGGCUUAGGCCACUGGAGUACGGGCGCCUUGGCUUACUGAUGCUCAACGAGGGAGCUUUUGGCGGUCGUCAGAUUGUGCCCGCCGACUUCAUCCGCCAGAUGAGGCAGGGCACCACCGCGAACUGCGGGUUUGGUGUCUACGCCUGGCUCAACAGCUGCAAAUCUGGCGAGCAACAAGUCAAUACGGACUAUCUCACCAGGAGGCUGUAUCCAGGUGAAGCUUGGGUCCAAAGCGCGCCUUCUGAUAUGUUCUACAGCCUAGGUCUCGGGACCAACACGUUUGUCAUUCCUAGUCUUGACAUGGUUGUGAGUCGAGCGGGUUAUCAAGAGCUUGAUACAAUUCCAGGUGCCCUGAACCUGGACUUACACGGCGCGUUCCCUGGCAAUGCCGGAGGUCCUGGCGAACAUGAGUUCUUCCGCCGCCUGAUGGCUGCGGUGACCGACAUGCCUGCCGACGUGCGAGCGACGAUCCAGAAUUCGGGUCCUUAUAAUCGCCCCGCGGACAACAAUGUUGACACCCAGCCCUUCCUGGUACCCCUGGAUGCAGCUGUGGGUAGCUACCUUGGAGUCGGGCCCCAUGCAGCCGAAGGCUGCAAUGCUUUGCGAUGCAACGGAGCGGACAAUGAUGGACUGCUUUACUUGCUGCAAAUCCCGCGAACUGGUCUUGGUCUCAUCGGACUGGAGCGAAGGCCAUCAGGCUAG